Messenger RNA from Cydia splendana, 1602 nucleotides. Its product is annotated as UPF0184 protein AAEL002161. NCBI's taxonomy places the organism in Eukaryota, Metazoa, Arthropoda, Insecta, Lepidoptera, Tortricidae. The record is from RefSeq and is a predicted model, not a curated record. Bases 137 to 400 code for a protein of 87 amino acids. The transcript is spliced from 2 exons.
UUGACACGUGGUCUAUCUUGUCUAUCAUUUUUGACAUCUCGAACGAUUUUGCAAUAUACAUUAUAUUCUACUGUUUUCAAAAAACAAAUAAAAAUAUUAUUUUAUUUACAUUUUGCUAAUAUUUCUGUAAUACAAAAUGGCUGGUCAAGAGAACAACAAGCCCAAUCAGGAUAAAGCUGAGGCUGAUAGUGAAAUUGCGCCGAGCGAUGAAAACAACGAUGAUAAUAUUUGUGAAGAGUAUGAAAUGUUGGAUUCAAAAUUAGACGAGCUAAAUACGGCACUUGAUUUUCUGGAACAAAAGAAUGAUGAUAUUCACAAGAAAUUGAAGGAACUUCUUCAGUCUAACAUUGACAUUAGACAACAAUUGCAAAAUGAGAACUCCAUGUCUCCUGAGAAGUAAAUAAAAUGUGAAUAUUUAUGGGAUGUUAUAUUCAUUAUUUCUUAUAGUCCACAUUUAGAUAAUAUUACAUACUUGCAUUGUGAUUACAAACUGCAUUAGGCAUUCAUUAAAACUUCUUAUUUUUACUUUUAAACAAAGUAAAUGUGUUUGAAAUUUCACUCAAUAAUAUUUUAGUUACUUCAGAAAUUAUUGAUAAUUUGCCAUAAAUAAAAUUAUUAUGUUCAUUCUAUAAGUAUAUUACAAUUAUUAUUGUUAUGGGGCAUGUAAAGAUGACCUAGGCUAUGAAAGUAAAUUCAUAAUAAAAUAUCAUCACACUAAGGAAAAUAUCCCAUGGAAGUAUGCAACACAAUCUUCAGUUUGUUUUUUGCUGGCAACACACACUAGCCACUUGUGAAGUAUAGUUGGUCAAACCAAUUUGUCAGUCAUCCCUUUUCUUUUUGGUGCUAGUACUAGUGUAAGACAAAGAUAGUAUGAUUCCCUCUGUCUAUGAUUGAAAUGAGACAGUCCUUUGACAAACUAUAUAUAUGUAUGAUCUUUAAUACCAAAGCUGUGUGUUGUAGGCUGCACGUUAAAUUAUUUCAAUCCAUUUUAAGUAAUGUGAUAUCAUUAGAAUAGUCAUUUUAAGGACAAUGACUGUUAUUCUACUUUCAUACCCAAGGUUUAUAGGUCUUUUGCUAUUACAAUUAAAACACCAUAUAUUUUCUACCAUACCUACUUCAAUAUUUCAAUCAAUAUGCUUACUGUGAUAGAAAUGUUACUUGAAUAACUUGUAUUAUAUUUAGGUAUUAGACCUUAAAUUGUUGUUUUUUUAAUAGCUAUAAUCAGAUUUUGUGUAAAGAGGUGGUGAGAGAUUAUUUAAAGGUCAUAAUUUUUUCAAUUGUGACUUGCCAAAACACAGAUUAUUCACUUCUCUCAAAAUUGUAUUUAGACUCAACAUCCCUAACCGCCUCGGUGUAUAUUAAAUGUAAACUGAAAAGACAAGGUUAAUGAAUUAUUUAUUUCACCUACAUUUUAUUUAAUUACUAAGCAAUAAUAAAAUAAUAGAUCACUAGUAUUUUCAAAUAAGGGUGAUUGAAACAGUUUGCAGCAACAAUCAUUAGUGAAUGUUAAUGAUGAUCCUUUUUCUCAAAACGCAAUCCACAAUAUCCACAGGAGUGGUUGCCAGGCUUGUCCUAAAAAAUAAAGAAUAAUGCAUCAAUAAA